This is a messenger RNA of Aspergillus piperis CBS 112811, 408 nucleotides long. RefSeq lists its product as uncharacterized. NCBI's taxonomy places the organism in Eukaryota, Fungi, Ascomycota, Eurotiomycetes, Eurotiales, Aspergillaceae. The transcript is spliced from 3 exons. The record is from RefSeq and is a predicted model, not a curated record. The annotation marks the transcript as partial.
GUGCCUCCAAAAGCGCAACCGCCCGCGUCGAGGGAAGCGGAAUGGGGAAGGGUUGGAGCUCAAAGUGAGACCAACAGGCGGCGGAGUGCGCUGAUGCCAGCUCGAACGAGUGAAAGCGAGGGCAGGAAAUCGCGUGUUUUGGGAAGAGUGAGUGUGCUGCUGGCAGUUGUCGCUCUGCCCCCCUAUGCUUCAUGUUGCUGGUUGCCCGCUAGAGACCAUCACGUGAAAGGGGUCACCGCCUGGCACACCGCCAAAGAAGGCGCUUCCAUGGCUCCUUCACUUGUGGAUGUAUUACCAGACACGGUAACCGUUCCAGUGUUCACAACAGCCUACUUUGGGGGGGGGAGUUAUAUUGAGGUGAUGAUUAUACUAUCAAACAGACAAAACGCUCCGCACAUCAACUACUGA